CCAGGCUUGAUGACUCCACUAUGAUCGACGGCCCAGCGCCAAUCGUCCGCUUAUCCACCCGUCUUGGUAUGGUACCACUCGUAUCGGAGCGUAUCUACGCCGUAUCUAGUGGUAUCCGCCCCGUCAUCGCCCGCUUGCAUCAUGCCUUCUCCGCCUUCCCUUCGCCCUUAGAUAAGGACCAUGGUCCAGUGACUCUGCACCUCCUCAUCUCUCUCCUCAUCUCCUCCUCCUCCUUCUCCCUUCCCCCCAUCCCAACGCUUCCCAAUAGCCUCUUCGACAUCAACCUCCCCAUCGCUUACCUGCCCUAUCCUUUUAUCCCUCCUUUUUAUUGAUUCCCUAUCCUUUAUUGUCAUCGUCCAAACCCAACCGUCAUCAUGAAAGGCUUCCUCGGCCUCACACUGCUCCCGCUGCUGGCAGCUGCGUCUCCCACCUGGACGGGAUCUAUCCACAAUGGGGCAGCUCCCAUCCUGUCCUCCACGAGUGCCAAGGAGAUUCCGGACGCAUAUAUCGUCGUGUUUAAGCAGCAUGUCGGUGCUUCGGCCGCGGCCGCUCAUCACAGCUGGGUGCAGGACAUCCACACCGACAAUGUCCGUAUGGAGCUGAAGAAGCGCUCUCUCUUCGGCUUUGAUUCCGAUCCCUACUUGGGUCUGAAGCAUACCUUCCACGUGGCUGGCUCGUUGAUGGGUUAUGCUGGCCACUUCCACGAAGAUGUCAUCGAGCAGGUCCGCCGGCAUCCGGAUGUCGAGUAUAUUGAGAAGGACUCGGAGGUCCACCACUUCGAGGACCCAGCCAUUGAGAAGAACGCUCCAUGGGGUCUGGCACGUAUCUCUCACCGUGACAGCCUCUCCUUCGGUAGCUUCAACAAGUACCUGUAUGCCGAGGAUGGCGGUGAGGGUGUGGAUGCCUACGUGAUUGACACUGGUACCAACGUUAACCACGUUGACUUUGAGGGCCGUGCCAACUGGGGCAAGACUAUCCCCCAGGGUGACCAGGAUGAGGAUGGUAACGGUCACGGCACUCACUGCUCUGGCACCAUCGCCGGUAAGAAGUACGGUGUGGCCAAGAAGGCCAACGUCUACGCUGUCAAGGUCCUUCGCUCUAACGGCUCUGGUACCAUGUCGGAUGUCGUCAAGGGUGUUGAAUGGGCCGCCGAGGCUCACAUCAAGAAGGCCAAGGAUGCCAAGGACGGCAAGGUCAAGGGCUUCAAGGGUAGCGUUGCCAACAUGUCCCUGGGUGGUGGUAGCUCGCGUACUCUUGACCUCGCUGUGAACGCUGCAGUUGAUGCUGGUAUUCACUUCGCCGUCGCUGCCGGUAACGACAACGCUGAUGCUUGCAACUACUCCCCCGCUGCCGCUGAGAAGGCCGUCACCGUCGGUGCAUCCACCCUGGCUGAUGAGCGUGCCUACUUCUCCAACUACGGCAAGUGCACUGAUAUUUUCGCCCCCGGCUUGAACAUUCUCUCCACCUGGAUCGGCAGCAAGUAUGCCGUCAACACCAUCUCCGGAACUUCCAUGGCCUCUCCCCACAUUGCCGGACUUUUGGCCUACUACGUCUCUCUCCAGCCUUCGGCCGACUCUGCAUUCGCUGUUGAGGAGAUCACUCCCAAGAAGCUCAAGAACGCUCUGAUCACCGUCGCUACCUCUGGCGCUCUCACUGACAUUCCCUCCGACACUCCUAACCUCCUCGCUUGGAACGGUGGUGGUUCCUCCAACUACACCGAAAUCCUCGCCAAGGGUGGUUACAAGGCCGCUUCCACCGUCUCCGUCAAGGACCGCCUGGACGAGAUCGUCGGCCAGGUUGAGGAAGUUCUGGCCAAGGAGCAGAAGGUCCUGAGCCAUGAGCUCGGUGCCAUCUACAGCGAGCUCAAGGACGCUGUGAGCGCUUAGAGUAUACACAUGAUCGAGAUCUGUCUGUGACAGGCCGGUUCUUAUGGGCAUUUUUGGAUGGAUGGAUUAACACUGGCGCAGAUCAUUUGGUUAUUUUGGCUUUGACUUAUUGUCAUUUAUCGCCUUGUCUCUUUUUUUUGGGUGUUCCAUCCAACGCAUUCGGGUUUUUGGUUCCCACAGAUUGUCACUUGCUCUCUGGUUACACUCUCUACUUUCCAUUUUUAUUGCUGCUCGUAGUAUAUUGUUUGGUUUACAACUAUACAUUUGAAUCAUGAUCUAGAGUCUAUCUAGGGAUCAUUCAUCCACUGGCCGUGGCUAUUCUUCGCAAGU
Penicillium brasilianum is the source of this 2216-nucleotide messenger RNA. NCBI's taxonomy places the organism in Eukaryota, Fungi, Ascomycota, Eurotiomycetes, Eurotiales, Aspergillaceae. The record is from the annotation of a GenBank genome assembly.